Molecule: messenger RNA, 2525 nt
Organism: Pezoporus flaviventris
Lineage: Eukaryota; Metazoa; Chordata; Aves; Psittaciformes; Psittacidae
Gene: CLBA1
Product: clathrin binding box of aftiphilin containing 1
Exons: 5
Coding region: 971-1921 (316 amino acids)
Biological process (GO): intracellular transport
Cellular component (GO): AP-1 adaptor complex; trans-Golgi network membrane
Molecular function (GO): clathrin binding
Source: RefSeq, a predicted model, not a curated record
CGGUCUGUUAAACACGGAGAACACCUAAUAGCAGACGGUCUUUCCGAAGUGGUUUUAGUGAAGCUACAAACCCUCCCCCAGAACAGCUUCUCAGUGCCUGAAGUGCUUGAGGAGACGUGAUUAAUCUCGUAUGAUAAAUGCAGUAUUGCCUGUAUAAUUUACAGAUGUCAAACUGAAUUUUUUAACUCUAUCUGAAUUGCUAAAGUAGUUGCGGCACUAUGUUUUUCACAGGAUUUAAACGGCCAGUGCCCGUGUCGCUGCAAGUCUCGUUCAUCUUUUUAGUAAUCGCUCGGACUGGAAAAGCCCUGGCAGGCAAAAGGAGCGCUGCUCGAGUAUGCAUGAUGUGGAUGAAAUAGUUACAGUAAAAAGUAAUAGUUACAAAAAAUACUUAAUAUCUGUCAGAUACUGCCUAUAAUUAUUCUUGUUUCCUGUAUACUCAAUCAGUACUCAAUUAAUAUCCAACAACUUCUGUUAAGUGUUUGCUGAAUACUGUUCACCAAUUCCAUGGCUUGCUUGUGGUGUGGGCAGAUAGCUCAGUGUGAAUUUUAAAUCAUUUUGCCUACAUCAAUUUUCAGUUGUGUAAUACUGGAAUGUGUUUAUUUUAACCUGAGCAUUCUUUCUCCUUCCUCAUCACAUAUCUUUCUUUAUUCCGACACAGCCCUUAUCACAGAAGUAUUUAUUUGUAAUUCUUUCUUUGCAGGCUAAUAACCUACAUAGAAAAUGAGACUGAAUAACAUGCACAUGCUGAUUACUGGAGGAGAGGCUGAAGGACGUCCUGUUUUAAUUUAGCACUGUUAUUGUUCUUUGGGGUGAAAUGAGGAAUUUGAUUCUGUUUUGGAAAUAUUCAUAUAUCUAAUGCAACUGCACUUCAGUCGCCUUUUUUUGCAGUGCAGAUAUCAACAAAUUAAUUUUUCUUAAAGACACAGAACCUGUCACUAGGACAAAGUCUUACUGAUACACAUCGCACCAAAUGUCUCUAAAAGACCUGGCAGUUGAAGUAGGUGGUACAUCUCUGGGUGAAAGUGACUAUAACUUGAAUGGAAGGACAAUUAAUGAAGAAAGUACUAAUCUUGAAGUCAUGCAGCAAAGCCUUCCUGUAGUGAACAGCAAAAAGAGAAGUUGUGAGGGAUUUUCUGAAAGCAGUUACAGUGCCUCAGAACCCAGUGGUUCCUGGGGUGAUUUUGAAGGCUUUGGGGAGUCCUUGGGUGAGUCAGAGAGAUUCAGUCAAAAUCUUGACGUUUUGGUGAAGUCAACAGAAACUUCUGGAGUUGAUAGAGACUUAAGCAGUGGACACUGUAGCACUGAUGCUGAUCACUUUUAUUCUAAGCCAUCUCUACACAGUGUGAUACAGGAGGCUUCAAGCUCUCUAAAUGAGGCAAGCCAGAGCUAUGAGGAUAUGUUUAAGUUGAGCUUUCCAGAAGUCUUUGUAUCACAGUCCAGCGAGAGCAUAAGAAGCUUAGAUCAAGUACUUGACACAAAUAAUGAAGAUGUUGGGAUUCCUGAACUUACAAAGAAUCAACUUUGCACUGAUUCUGGAAACAUAUGGAGAACACUUAGAGACUUUUAUAAUGCUCCCAGUUUGAGACAUCCCUGGGGUAAAUCUCAUUGCCAAGAAAACCUCUUGAGUGUUCUCAGAAUAGAUGCAAAUCAAAAGGACUUUUCAGAGAGCCAGGAUAUUGUUGAGGAAUCAAAUGUUAAAGAUACUGAGGACUUCAGAUUUGAUGGAUUCAGUGUUAAUGACUGCAAAGCACUGAUCCAGACCAAGCUUUCUGUAUCACCAGAUUCCAGACACAGUCAUCUUUUCACCUGUGACCUCUUUUUGAAAACCAUAUCAUCAAAUGGAAACAUGCAGUAUAUCACAACCCCAAGGAAGAAGCACAUUUUUGCUGCAUGCAACCUAAAAAUGAAAUUUUUUCAGUAGUUAUGUUUGAACCAACUGCACUUUUUAAUUAUUUUGUUUUCUUUUUGAACUGAAUGCAAUUUACCUUUGUUUUGUUACUGGCGUUGUACUGUAGACUACAUGUGUCCUUUAGGAAACUGACAUAUUACUGUAUAUGAGGUUCCUAAAGCCACGUUACUAGAAGAUAUUUAGUUGUGAAGUCAGAGGUGUAAUUAUGCCCUACUAAGUUUUGCUGCAGUCAUGUCGCUUAGAGUAAAUCCCACUGCAGUCAUGCUUUAAGGGUACUGCAGUGGACCUGAACUACUGAUCUUUCAGGCCUUAAUGCCUCUGAUCAAAAACCUCCUUUUCCUGCCAAAAUCUGAAAGCAGCUCAGGUGCAUUGUAAGGUGUGCCUUGUCAUCAUCACUCCUUUUAUUUGGUCCAGUUUGGAUCAGUGAAGAUCUGUUACUUCUCCACUGCUUAACACAAUAAGAGGAGCCAUCUACAUAUGGUGGCUUUCACUGAGCUUUAGAACAAAACUGUUUUAACUUAUGAUAAAGCCUGCUGUGGUGAUUUGGGUAGAGUCAGUGAAACGUUUUGCUCUGGCAUAGGUUUCUAACUGAAAUAAAUUGCCUCUCUGAAGCUGA